GUAAUACCUAUAAUGAACAAUCGAAAUUGGCGCGUAGGUUCUUUGGAAGAAUUUUUACCCGAUCAAGCAAAUUUACUCGGUAUUAACGUAAAUCAUGGUCAAAAAAUAUGUAUAAGAUUACGUCCGCAUUAUAACCAAAGCCGAUUUUAUGAUUUUGAUCAUUUAAUCGAAACAAUGUUGCACGAAUUAACACAUAUUAAAUUCGGUCCACAUGAUUCAUCAUUUUAUAACCUUCUUGAUGAAUUAAAUGAUGAAUAUGACGUUUUAUUAACUCAAGGAUUUACUGGUGGAGGGUUCUUUAGCGAUGGAAAACGUGUUGGUGAAGGAAUAUCACAUAAUGUUUCACCAGCCUUGGCUAGACAAAAAGCAUUAGAAGCAGCUGAAAAAAGACGAAAGACUGAACGAAUAAUGACAAAUGGUGGAAGAAGAUUGGGUGGUAGUAGUGGAGGAUAUGGAUUACCUACAAGGGAAUUAGCUGCUAUGGCAGCUGAAAGAAGAACAAGAGAUAAUUUUUGGUGUGGAAGUGAACAAAAUCGUUCUGGGAUAAAGAAACCAACUGUUGGUUCAACAACAACGCGACCAGAUGUUAAAGCAACAACAUCAAAAUCAUCUCCAAUAGGCUCUCAGUGGACUUGUUCACAAUGCACAUUUAUAAAUCGUCCAAUGGCUUCGCAAUGUGAUGUCUGUCUUACUGAAAGACCACCCGAUAAUGACACGUCAUCUUACUUGCCUGAACCUGAUGUUGACGAUUUAAUUUCUGACCCAUUUCAUUGGGAUUGUCCUAAAUGCACUUUUAGAAAUACUCCUGAUAUUAUAAUAUGUUUGGGAUGUGAUUAUUUGAAAAAUUGA
Rhizophagus irregularis DAOM 181602=DAOM 197198 is the source of this 849-nucleotide messenger RNA. RefSeq lists its product as uncharacterized. The record is from RefSeq and is a predicted model, not a curated record. NCBI's taxonomy places the organism in Eukaryota, Fungi, Glomeromycota, Glomeromycetes, Glomerales, Glomeraceae. Gene Ontology annotation, biological process: DNA repair. Gene Ontology annotation, cellular component: nucleus. Gene Ontology annotation, molecular function: metallopeptidase activity.